AUGGCUUCGUCAAAGAAGUCUGGCGAUGUCAUCGCCCCAGCCGACAACAACAGCAUUGGCAGCAUCGAGCCCGGAAAGUUGGAGAACUCCGAUGACUCCUUUGAGGUGUUCAAGAGCGGCGAUGGGAACGUUGAGUUCCGGACCGUUGGUUGGAUUCACGCCUCGGUCAUCUUUCUCAAGAUCAUUUUCGCGACUGGAGUCCUUACUAUCCCUUCGGCCAUGUAUGUCCUUGGUGCUCUUCCCGGUGCCAUCAACGUCAUUGGCUGGCAAGCCCUGAACACAUACUGCGCGAUUGUGCAAGGAAACUUUCGCAACUCGCACGCCGGCUGCCACUCGAUUGCCGAUAUGGCUGAGAAGGUUGGGGGUGUUUGGCUGCGAGAAGUUGUGGGCGUCGUUUUCCUCGUCACGUUCGCCAUCGUCGGCGCAUCUGGAAUCUUUGGUUCCUCGGUUGCACUGAAUGCGCUCUCAAACCAUGCCAUCUGCACAAACUACUUUAUGCUUGUGGCUACCAUCGCUGUCUUCAUUCUUGCCAGUGUCCGCAAGUUUGAGAAGAUUGCCUGGCUGACCUGGGUUGGCUUCUUGUCUGUCUUUAUUGCCGUCUUUAUCGUCGUUGUCGGAGUCACAACCCUCGACCGACCGGCUGCUGCCCCCCAGACGGGUGACUACGAGUUUGGAUACCACGUGAUUGGCAACCCAACCUUUGUCGCCGGUAUCACCUCUGCCGCUACCAUCUUCUGCUCAGGAGCCGGAACUUCGGCUUUCCUACCCGUAAUCUCGGAGAUGAGGAAGCCCCGAGACUACAACAAGGCUGUGUACCUAUGCAUGGGUAUCGUCAGCGCCUCGUAUCUCUCUUUCAGUCUGGUUGUUUACCGCUGGUGUGGUAAAUGGGUUGCCUCACCAUCGCUGGGCAGCGCCGGAGGCACCAUCAAGAAGGUCUCUUACGGAAUUGGUCUUAUCGGACUGCUCGUGAGCGCCUGUCUCUACAUCCACGUCGCCGCCAAGUACAUGUUCGUUCGCCUUCUCCGAGACUCGCCUCAUCUGCAAAAGAAUUCCGUUGUGCACUGGUCUGUCUGGUUCGCCUGCACACUCAGCAUGAGCAUCGUGUCUUUUCUGCUCGCCUCUGGCAUUCCCAUCUUUAACUAUCUGCUUGCGUUAGCAGGAAGCUUGACGUUUGCACCUCUGGCUCUUGGCCUGCCAGGAUACCUAUGGAUCUUCGACCACCAGCACUACCGCACGGCUUCAACCUGGAAGAUGAUUGUGUACUAUCUGCACUGGGUCUUGAUUGGAAUCGCAGCUUUCAUGACUGUUGGAGGUACAUAUGGAGUGAUUCAGCAGGUUAUCGAUGCGUACGCCAAUGGCGAGAUCAGCUCGGCCUUCUCCUGUGGCGACAACAGUGGCUCGUCAUGA
Messenger RNA from Fusarium keratoplasticum, 1407 nucleotides. RefSeq lists its product as uncharacterized. The transcript has 3 exons. Bases 1 to 1407 code for a protein of 468 amino acids. Lineage: Eukaryota; Fungi; Ascomycota; Sordariomycetes; Hypocreales; Nectriaceae. Gene Ontology annotation, molecular function: amino acid transmembrane transporter activity. The record is from RefSeq and is a predicted model, not a curated record. Gene Ontology annotation, cellular component: vacuolar membrane. Gene Ontology annotation, biological process: amino acid transmembrane transport.